GCGUCGCAGUGACGUCAGCGAACGCGCGACGCUCCUCCCUACCGGGCGCCGCGAAAGCGAGUCAGGCGUCGCUCCCGGAAGGGUGAAGCGGGGGAGGGAGACCGAGCUGCUGCUGCUGCCGGAGAGAUACUGAAGGUUGAAGUGCAUGACCAGAACUGAAUUUAAACAAUGAGUGAGCCGGAGCUGUUGUUGGACUCUAAUAUUCGAUUAUGGGUGGUGCUUCCAAUUGUCUUCAUAACCUUCUUUGUGGGGAUGAUUCGUCACUAUGUAUCCAUCCUUCUCCAAAGUGACAAAAAACUCACCCAGGAGCAAGUAUCUGACAGUCAAGUUCUGAUUCGAAGCAGAGUUCUCAGAGAAAAUGGAAAGUACAUUCCAAAGCAGUCCUUUCUGACACGGAAGUAUUACUUCAAUAAUCCAGAUGAUGGGUUCUUUAAGAAAACUAAAAGGAAGGUAGUGCCACCUUCCCCAAUGACUGAUCCUACUAUGCUGACAGAUAUGAUGAAAGGGAAUGUAACAAAUGUACUUCCUAUGAUUCUUAUUGGAGGCUGGAUCAACAUGACCUUUUCUGGUUUUGUCACAACAAAAGUCCCCUUUCCUUUGACGCUUCGUUUUAAACCAAUGCUACAGCAGGGUAUUGAGUUGCUUACUUUGGAUGCGUCCUGGGUUAGCUCUGCUUCUUGGUAUUUUCUGAAUGUGUUUGGACUUCGAAGCAUUUAUACCCUCAUUCUUGGUCAAGAUAAUGCUGCCGAUCAGUCCAGAGUAAUGCAGGAGCAGAUGACAGGGGCGGCAAUGGCCAUGCCUGCAGAUACUAAUAAAGCAUUCAAGACAGAAUGGGAGGCGCUAGAACUGACUGACCAUCAAUGGGCCCUAGAGGAUGUUGAAGAGGAGCUCAUGGCUAAAGACCUCCGCUUUGAAGGCAUGUUUAAGGAAGAGCUGCAGACGUCCAUGUUCUGAGUUGCUUCAUAUGGUUGGCAUUAAGUCAGUUUGUGUUUAUUUAUCUAUAAUGUACUCUUACUGGUGGCCAGAAUAAAGAUGGUCAGAACUUAUGUGAGCUAUAUACCUGCAGGACAGAGUCUUGCUUCUGAGGUCUCCUCUGAUGCCUUUUGAGUCACAUGGAGCUCUCAUUUGGCAGCUGCUAAUAGUCAUGUCAGAAGGCAAACUACUGAACUUGUAAUGAUUGACCAAACUUAUUGGAAGAAACAUUUAUAAUUCAGGAAAACUUGAAAUUGAGUGUGGGUCCCUGCAAAUUUUAAAUGUACCUGCUACUCUAGAGACAUACUAAGCCUAAGUCAGAAUCCGUUAAUGAUUAAAAUAUUGGUAUAGGAUUUAACCCUUGAAGCAUCUCUCAUUGCCAGGGCUCAGCCUUGAUGCAUAUAUGCAGCAUAACUGCCAGUACUCAAAGACUUGAAUUUAGAUGAGAGAAACAUCCAAAGAUGAUUCUCCUUACUGUUGCCAUUCAGUGGCCCACAGACUGAGGUACUCCUCUGUCCACUGGGAGGCUGGUUCUUUUUAGAAGAAAGGCUUGAUUAGGGACUGGACUAGAAGCAACCUGUUGUGUCUAGAGCCACUCUUUCUCCUGCCCCCUAAGUGCAUAGUCAGAGGUUUAGGGUCUGCUUGAGCAGUAACUAAACACUGAUUUUGGUAUUGAAAAAGGACCAUUGGUACACUUUGACUUUAGCUGGCACCAGCACUGAAUCUAUUUGUGAUUAGACUUCUUUCAUUUUAAGAAUUUGAUUUAAAUGUUUUUAAGACAUGAUCUAGAACCAAGGAAAAUCUUAUUUUUAUUAAGAUACUGGUUUGUCCUUAGAAGACAAGCUUUGAGCUUUUGCUCUUAUCGUCCAUUAGGGAACAAGCAUCUGAAGUCUCCCAAUAUGUAUGACCUAAGGUACUUGGUGAAUUACAGUUCAGUGCUUCUUGGGGGCUCGUUUGUAUAAUCAGAAGACAAUGCACAUUCCUCAGAUUCAUAAUACCAGAACUAGGUUGAUUGGAUAAAAUGUUCUUUAAUGACUGGGUCAGUUGGCAUAGUGUGACAGUAGAGAAAAGGCUACUGAUGCUAUACUCAGUCAGAAUGUAAGCAUUUGAUUAUCCUUUUGGAAUAACACGUGGCCUUGGCUUAUGUUUUUAUGCCUCAGAAAAAUGAAGGGAGCUGUUCACUGUAUUUGUGUCUUUAAGAAACAAGAUAAUUUGUCAAUGAAACUGAAUUCUGGUUCAACCAUGGCCACAUACAGUAGCUAGUACUGUAAGGGAAAGUAUUACAUCUCUCCUGGAGCAGCUGCAUCUGCCCAUGUCAGUGAGGCUCUGAAAUACACCCUGUUGCCCAUUUCUGCCUAUGUACAGCUCUCCCCUUGCUGCAGCAGUAUAUUUAUGUUUAGAGUAAGUUAUAAAGUGUUCAUUAGUGAAA
Messenger RNA from Lacerta agilis (Sand lizard), 2401 nucleotides. It is a transcript of the gene EMC3, whose product is annotated as ER membrane protein complex subunit 3. Gene Ontology annotation, biological process: protein folding in endoplasmic reticulum. The transcript has 9 exons. NCBI's taxonomy places the organism in Eukaryota, Metazoa, Chordata, Lepidosauria, Squamata, Lacertidae. The coding region runs from base 169 to 954 and encodes 261 amino acids. Gene Ontology annotation, cellular component: EMC complex; membrane. The record is from RefSeq and is a predicted model, not a curated record.